Candidozyma duobushaemuli is the source of this 1686-nucleotide messenger RNA. RefSeq lists its product as uncharacterized. Bases 1 to 1686 code for a protein of 561 amino acids. The record is from RefSeq and is a predicted model, not a curated record. The transcript has a single exon. Lineage: Eukaryota; Fungi; Ascomycota; Pichiomycetes; Serinales; Metschnikowiaceae.
AUGUGUAUCGAAAAGUGUAUCAGCAUUUGCGGAGUUCUGUUCCCCAAGGACUUCAGAGAUGCAAUUUUUGAAAAGAAUGGCUCCGUUUGGGUCGAUCACGAAACCGCAGUGAUUGACCUUCCCUGGGAUGCAGCGGAGUUCGAUUACUUCAACUACCUCAGGGAAAAGUGUACCUGGGAUCCUCCUUUUGUGCACCAGACCCAGGAUUUCUAUGAGUACAGAUUACUGCAAUUCAAGCGCUAUAACUGGAAGAAGGCUCAGAAGGAAAGGCUUGUGAAGAUCCGUGUGAAGAGAGCCAAGCCGCAGGCUCCUGAGCCCAAGCCAGUCAUUCUGGAGACCGUUGAACCGGUUCCAGAAGUUUCUGAGAAGAAGCCAAUUCCUGAAGCCUCCGUGGCUUCCACCGAUGUGGGUACUUUGAAGGCCUCGACCAGGGCCAUUGAAGUUACUGAAUGCCCACCACAAACCACUUCCCCCAAGAAGGUUUCAAACAACGACAAGGUCUCUGUGUCUUCUCCCACAGAAAAGCCUUACCCUAUUAUUUCCCAGAGUUUCCUUGCCGAGACUCUGAAGACCGUUUCAGUUUCCACAAACGCGAAGGAAGCUGGAACCAAGGAUUCCGGGUGCCCUCCACCUUCCCAAACCCGGGUUUCCAAGGCUGCGAAGCAAGAGGAAAAGGCUGCCAGAAGGGCUGCUAAGCAGGCAGAAAAAGCCAAGAAGCAGGCCGAGCAGCAGACCAAGAAACAGGCAGAAAAGGCUGCAAUGGAAGCCGAACAGGCUGCAAUCGAAGCUGCAAGGGAAGCUGAACAAAAGCUUGCAGCAGAAGCCGCAAAGCAAGCAGAGCAGGCUGCAAAGGAAGCAGAGCAGAAGCAGGCGGAACAGGCUGCCAAGGAAGCGGAAGAAGCUGCAAAGGAGAAGUUGAGAUUAUCCAAGUCCCGCUUGCCUCCAACACCAAAGCAGUUUAGACGUCGUUACUGGAACGUCAAGCAGCUCGAGGUCCGCAACCACUACUUGCCAAACUACAGCGACCAAUUCUCGACCAUGCUUAUCCAGGUGGAUGACGAUGAGUCUGACCGCUUGGAGCAGGACGAUGGAGAGGAUGUCUUCGAGUUCCUGGUGAACGUCGAGGUUUUGGAGCCCGUUCGCAAGAAUCCAGAACCUAAGCACGAUGUCCCAGAGCCGGAGCCUGUUCCAGUGCCUGAACAGCCUGAACAGCCUGAAGAGAAGUUUUUGGUGCCUGAAACCGAGGUGCCAGAACCUGAAACCAUGGUUUUGGAACUUGAGUCCAAGGUGCCUAAGCCUACAAUCAAUUCGCUGAAGCCCAAGAACACCAAUGUCUAUUGGCUUGGCGACUUCCCACUCUUCAUGCUGACGUUGGCCCCAAAGCAGUAUGUCACCUACCUUCCUGGAGACUUUUUCAAGGCUCGGGAGCUUUUCUACCCAAAGGAGACUGAAUCCUUUUUGCCUGGUGACUUUGCUGGCUUCAAGGCCCUCACCAAGAAUCAGUCGGAAUACUUCCCCUCCGACUUUUUCUCUUUGUGGAAUGAAACACUUCCACACAAGACAAGGCCUGUCAGAACCUCGAGGCCUGUCUGGGGUUACACCAUCACCAAUACCAGGAGACAUUCUUACGGUUUUGAGUUGGUGUUACCCAAGCUAAUGAAGCUUAUGUUUGCUCCAUUGUGCUGA